Molecule: messenger RNA, 2419 nt
Organism: Phycodurus eques (leafy seadragon)
Lineage: Eukaryota; Metazoa; Chordata; Actinopteri; Syngnathiformes; Syngnathidae
Product: GDP-L-fucose synthase-like
Exons: 10
Coding region: 161-1108 (315 amino acids)
Biological process (GO): nucleotide-sugar biosynthetic process
Molecular function (GO): GDP-L-fucose synthase activity
Source: RefSeq, a predicted model, not a curated record
ACGAUUUAUGGUUGUCGUGUAGUUAAUCCACCGAGCUCGAUUGACGGUUGUGUUUUGUUUUUUAUCCAUAAUUUCGAAGAUUUAGUCUUUGAGUACGUUCUUGUAGAAGAGGGGUGAGGUGAUACGAGUUUCUACACGGAGUAGAGCUGUCAGUGGUCCGAUGAGGGUUUUGGUGACUGGAGGCUCUGGCUUGGUGGGGAUGGCCAUACAACAUGUGGUCAAAGAGGAAAGGGGGGGGUACGAAGGAGAAGAGUGGAUCUUCCUCUCCUCCAAAGAUGCCAACCUCAUGAGCAUGAAAGAGACACGGGACGUGUUUAGGAAGCACCAGCCAACCCAUGUUAUCCACCUGGCUGCCAUGGUGGGCGGCCUUUUCAAGAACUUGAAGUGUAACCUGGACUUUUGGAGGAAUAACAUCCAUAUCAAUGACAAUGUGCUGCAGGCCGCACAUGAAGUUGGUGUAGUGAAGGUCGUUUCCUGUCUAUCCACCUGCAUAUUUCCGGACAAGACCACCUAUCCCAUUAACGAGACUAUGAUCCAUAACGGCCCACCGCAUGAAUCCAACUUCGGCUACGCCUAUGCAAAAAGAAUGAUAGAUGUUCAUAACAGGGCCUAUUUCGAGCAGCAUGGACACUGCUACACUGCGGUGAUCCCCACAAAUGUGUUUGGUCCCCAUGACAACUACAGUAUUGAAGAUGGUCAUGUGCUGCCAGGCCUAAUUCACAAAACGUACAUUGCCAAAAAGGAGGGGAAGGCCUUGGUCGUCUGGGGCUCUGGCACUCCCAAAAGGCAGUUCAUUUACUCUUUGGAUUUGGCUCGUCUCUUCCUCUGGGUUUUGAGGGAAUAUCCAGAGGUUGACCCCAUCAUCCUUUCUGUUGGUGAGGAAGAUGAAGUAUCAAUCAAAGAAGCAGCAGACACAGUUGUGCAAGCAUUGGAUUUUAAAGGUGAAGUGAUUUAUGAUAACAGUAAAUCAGACGGGCAGUUUAAAAAGACAGCCAGUAAUGCAAAGCUGUGCAGUUAUCUACCAGAAUUCCGCUUCACACCCUUCAAACAAGCUCUCAAGGAAACCUGUGAAUGGUUUGUUGCAAACUAUGACACAGCUCGCAAGUGAAAACAGUCAUCAAGUGUGGACAAAAACAUCCAGGUCUACAAUCCAUUACUUUGGUGGGAUGGAGACCAGAGGUGAUGGUGCUUGCCCAGCUGCAGAUAAUGUGCCCAGAAGAAUUUGACAAAGACCAUGAAUUUCAUUCCCAAGUGUGCAACAUCAUGCUGUGAAGAUCAGAUCACCUAUUCUUAGGAGUUCACUACCACAUUUACAUAAUAAAAGGACCUGGUUAACUAAAUUCUAUUAAUUGGUUAUGUGCAUAAAUGUUUUAUACUUGGAAAGUGUGACAUCUGACUCAAACACAAUGAAAGUCUUGGUUUUCUUUAUUUCAAGGCUCCAUGGGGAAAUGUAAUUAAAAAUGCAAUAAGUAAAAACAAAAUCCGAAUUUAAAAAGUUAACAUGUCUUGCAAGGCAGUGCAUUUCAAGUGUGAAAGUAGGGGGUGCGGUUGCCUUCAUGGAUUCCGCAGUAUUCUUGACCAAACCGCGCUCUCUUCUUACAUGUCUUACCGGUUUUGGUAACUGCGUUGCAGAGUUGACGUCCUGACAAAGAGCUGAAAAGACCAUGAAUUGUCUUUUAAAAAUAAAUUCAUGAAAUAAUUUUAGGUCAUCUGUGUGCAGAAUACGAAACCACUGACCUGUUGCUAAUUGAUGGAGUCGGACUUGCACUUCUCCAGUCAUUCACUAAAUCAUGAGAGUCAUUCAAAGUGUCAAAAACACCCCUAAGAUUUCUUGAAGGAAUAUCUACCAAAGCCUUAAAAAAAAAAAAAAAAAAAUUUUAUAAUGUAUUACAAUGCUGUGAUUUAAACAUUCCCUCAAUGUGCUCACUGCUGAAAGAACAGGCUGGGGAGGAAGUCGAGGAGUGCAGUGAUUAGGUGUACCACUUGGUGCAGGCUUCCUGAGAGGAGACACUACAGACAUUCCAAGGUCACCUGUACAUUAAGAACAAACAAAAACAUGACUUGACAUUGUGAUAACCUUACUUGACUAUUUUGAAUUUACAAACAAAUUCCAAUGAAGUUGGGAUGUUUUGUAAAACAAUACAGGAAGUCCUCGAGUUACGACGCACUCGACCUACGACGUUUCGACUUUACAACGCCCGUGCCUCGUCCACCAUUUUGUCCCAGCACCACAGUGUUUCUGCUUAGCUAGUGGAUACUGCUUGUCUGUGUUUGUGCGGCGGGAGUAUCUUUACCUUUUUCGCCCUCCUUUUUUCACACUCUCAGCAGUAAUGGUAAGUACAGCAUCUUAUUUUUUUAUUUUAAUGUAUUUUAGUGCAGGUGUGGGUAUACUUAUUGCUCCCCGGCUCGGCGCCUGUAC